Molecule: messenger RNA, 7922 nt
Organism: Ruditapes philippinarum (Manila clam)
Lineage: Eukaryota; Metazoa; Mollusca; Bivalvia; Venerida; Veneridae
Exons: 30
Coding region: 197-5617 (1806 amino acids)
Biological process (GO): intracellular signal transduction
Source: RefSeq, a predicted model, not a curated record
CAACGAUCAUGUGACUGAUCAAAAUGGCGUCAAACAAGAGGAAAACAACCACGGAAAUAAGAAAAUGUAAACACCAAAUUUGUGGUUAUAAUUUAUAUGUUUGGGAAAGAAAAACCCAUGCAAAUUCAAUAUAAGUAGUAACUUUCGACGAUUUUGAAUUACAGUCAAGCUGACAGCUACAUGUCAGGAUAUUGCUAUGUCAGACAGUACCACAUUACAGCCUGAGAGGAUCAUUCAUGUCACCACGGAGACAGAGUCUAGGGUGUGGUCACAAGGGGGGAUAACUGAUGAAAGGGAGGAGAGUAUAGACCAGGAAUCAAAUGAUAUUGGCAUGAGUAUACUUCAGCAUGGAACAUCAACAAGAAAUAUCCACACCUACUUUAUGAGUCUAGAACAAAGAAAAUGUUGUCUUUUGCUAGCAGCAUGUAAACAAAGAUUUUUCAGUGUCAGACUGGUGAGAAGUGAUGGUAGAGACAGUGGUAUAGAGGAAGGGGCUAUGAUGAAGUCUAGUGUAGGAAAUGUUGACACAGUCGUAUGCCUUAAUGCCGAGGAGUUCCAGGUUUUCCAACACACCCUCAAAUGUGCUGCCUUUCCUGUACUUGGGGCUCCAGACCCGCCAUCUGAAGCCACACCCAUUCCAUCUGGGGCACUUUCAUCAUUUCAUCCUAAAAGGCAUGAGUCUAUGGGUGUUUUACAAUAUGAUCGCAACAUGACCCCUCUCUCACUUAAUGACAGCGGGGUCGAGGAACAGGAAGACACUGCCAUGGUUCCCGCAGAAACUUUGUGCGAACUUUUAAGACGUGCCUUCAGACUCACACAAGAAAAAUUUAAUCAGUAUGAAGAGAUCAUAGCUUCACAGUUAGAAAGGAAAUCUCCACAAAAAAUUUUAGCAGAAGAGCUUGUACGUCAGCUGAUUGCCCUAGAGAAUAAUGAGAACCAGUAUUAUAAUCCUAAAACUUUCUUGAAUCGUAUAGGAUAUGAUCAGUGGCAACAAAGGGAGAGAACCAACAUUUCAGAUCUUCUUAACAAGUUCUGGCAUUUUUCUCUACCACAGCUUUCAGAUAGAUCUAUCAAGAUGAAGUCAAUGCACAAACAGUACAGAAAACUUUUAGAGAAGUUGAUAAGUUAUGAGUCACCAUAUCGGCAACAGAAUGAACUGAUUGCCCCACCCCCUACAUCACCACUAUCGUCUGCUUCUGUCCGUCUGCUCAAAGAGUUCGGAUUGAGAUAUGGUGUGGGGGAGCAGUACAGGAAGAUUGUGUAUUUGAACUAUUUGUCCUUGAACUUUGACCCUACUGUAUGGUUUAUUCAUCAUGUUAUGUCAUCUUUGACCUCUGUCAUGGAAUCCAUGCCAACCAAAAGGUCAUGUUUAAUCAUUGUAAAGGAAGAGUAUUCAAUAUUAGAGAACAGUUUAUAUCUGCUGGAAGCCAAAUCGUCUGCUGCAAUAUCGAAGAUGAAAACUCUCUACACAACUAAAAGACCACUAGAUGGUGUUGAACCACUCAUAGAGUUGCUGUCACUUACAUUACAAGCCAAGACGUAUCUGUUGCUGAGUCCUAAGGAACAACUUGGAAACAAAUUAUUCAAGAUAGUGCAAGCAAUCUUCCCUACAAUGUAUGAGCGACACAAGAUGGUGGCUGAAGAUGAGCUGCGUCACAACAAGUGGGACACACAGCUUAGUCCCCAGCUUUUAAACAUGAUGAUAGGUCAUAUAAGAGAUGAGGUGACAGACUACAAGCACAAUUACCAGUCUGCUUUUAACAAGUAUUUUAACAUCACGGUAGAGGCAGCACAGGAAUUCUACAAACUCCUCAUGUCAGAUGUCAUGGAGUUACUGAAACAGAAUAAACAAACUAAUGUUUUGGAGAUAAACAAAUUGAUGUUGAGUUUGGCAUAUAGACUGAACCAGUUAGACCAAGACUGGGCAAUCUAUAUUACUCCACAGAUGCAGACAUGGCGUGAUCUUUUUCUGAACGAGGCUCAGCACUGGGUGGGAAUGCUAAAGUUAGAUAUGCAAAAGUUGAUCACACAAACUGUAUCUGCUGAUAGGUAUCCAGUGUGUGAGUUAAAGUGGACUGGUACCUUACAGUCACCUAGUCACAAAACUGAAAGACAGAGAACCACUUCUAAAUCAUUGACACCAUCUUUAAAUAGUGCAUUUACAUCACCGUCUUCGCUCACAUCUACUCCGAAUAAUAUUCGAGGACAGCACCAACCGUCUACAGAUCAAGCUGAAUCAAAGGGACAAGAAUAUACCAAACCACCAGAAUUUCCUAUACAAUCUAUAUCCGAGAUGCAUUUUGAUUCAGCAACGUCACUUUUAGAAAGACGUCCUAGUUCUGACCCAGUUAAUAUUUCCCAGAGUUCAAUGUUAAAAGGUUCUUAUUUGGGUGAUAUGGCAAGGUCAUUAGGUCAUUAUGAUGAAGAUUAUUUACUCUCUUUUGCACAUCUUCGGCACAGCAGCUCUCUUCCAAACAUUCAGUCAAGUGAAAAGUUCAUAGAAAUGGUGCCAACUUCUUUUAAUGAAAAUAGAAAUGCUCCAGUAAGGAAAGGUAUACAAAAAUCAUCAAAGCAAGAAUUUCACAGAAGUAAUUCAAAUGGUUCCCCAGAAAUUUCCAAGUUUAUGAGCUCAAAAAUAGAAAAGAGUCAAAAUGAAGAAUCAGAUGACAGUGGGACAAUAACAGAUGACUCUUGUUCACCAGAGGGUGACUUCAAUUUUCCUCCAUUACAGGAAGUGAUAUCAUCAACACCACCUGGUGGUAAUUCUGAAAAUGCACCAAUCACAGUGAUAUCAGAGAUAGCUGGUAAUGUGGCUGUGAUGAGGCCUGUGGUACAGACAGUUUCUUCUGCUUUUGUUCCUGUUAAGCCAGUCAUUGAAAUCCCGCCUGCUCUUAGUACAUCAGCUUUUACUCACAUUGUCAAACCAGAUGUUAGAGUAAUAAAUGAUAACCAAACAAAACUAUCUCAAUCAAAAAUGGGUAUAAUUACCUCAAAGAUUGUCAAAUCUCAAACUGUGCAUUCUACAAAGUCAGUGCCAUUUAACAAGACAUUUGACAAUCCAGUCUCCGGUGAUCAUAUAACUAAAACAACUCUUAAAACUCAUGCAAGUAAAUUACGAGAUUCUGAAGCUCCUCAUGUUACAAUUAAUUCUCCACAUAUUGAAGACUCUUUUACAAACUCUCUGACAUCAAACAUUUCAUUACCCCACCCAGCACAUGGUUGUGAAUCAGUAUUAACAACUCUACCAAUUUCAAGCUCUGCUGUUGAUGUGAUUAUUAUUUUACAAAGACUUGUAGGUAUUGGGAAGGUAUUAUGUAGAACACUAGCACCUUCUAGAGCAGGCUAUGAGUCAGACCAGUCAGUGCUGACAUCAGAUGAAUUUCCAAGUCCACCAGUAUGUACAAAGUCAAGACAGAAGUUGUAUGAUUGUUUCCUUGGUGCAAUAAGAGGAACAAUAACUGUAUAUGCUGAUAAUAUGCUGUGUAUGGACCUGUGUGGCUACACAAGUUACCCCCAAGAACUGGGGGGCCCUAGGGAAAGAUGUAUGUGUGUUUUACUUGAACAGCUGGUAGAAUAUUUGAGAACACAGCAGGCUAGUGGACUUGUAUGGGGAUGUAGACAUGACUUCAGUGAAACAAGAAACUGUUUUGAAUACUUGAACAAACAAAGUGCUCUACUGUGUGAUAGACAUGAACCAAUUACUAGAGAGAUGUGUGUGAGAAUGAACAAUGUAUGUAUGAUGUUGACAUGUCUUGAUUGGUACCACCAUUGUCUUGGUAAUGCAUUUGGUAUCUAUGGUGAUCUGUCAGUAAAACAGAAUAGAAAAUAUCUGCAGACAUCAUUUAACAGUACAGACAUGUUGAGAAGUGAGUUUAUAGUUGUUGACAGCUAUGAUUAUGACCCAGCUAAUGAUAGUUCAGAUGUGAUGGAGACUGCGUCCCAGUUAUGUCCUAGUUAUAAAUCAACAUCAGAUCACCAGAUAUUGGUAACAAGUCCAAUAGAUUCUGACAGGGACCAUUUGAUGGCAGUUUUAAGAGCAUUAUGCAGGAUUAUGGCAUAUAGAUUAAACUUGUUUGUAUGUGAUGCUUUACCAGUUCUCCUGAUGUUAAAGAAUGAUGAUAUUCCUAUAGACAUAGGGCUUAAACCUAUCACUGACUUCCUCACAAGUUAUAUAAGUACAAUAAACGGCUGGCUCUACAAAGAUCCCUAUGUCAGGGUGCUUGAAUGUCUGUGGAUUUUUAUUGUACAGGAUUUUGAGAUAGAGCUGAGUAAAGUGGAGAAGUCAGAUGACAGAACACAGAACAAAGCUCAACUAUUACUGCAAGCUUUAGCUCAUUUACUGAAGUUUAUGAACAAUCAGCAUGAAACAUUGAGAAGAGAGUUACUGUUGUCCCAAGCUGAUGAUGUAUCAUUUAGAUUGAGUUUAUAUUCCCUGCCACUGACACAGUUGAUUGCUAUAUAUAGAGGUCUCACUAGAGAUAUUGGUAAUAGUUCUGAAGUAAGCAGUACAGACACACAGUAUCAGUCUAUUCUGUUGAUAAGAACAAGACUAAAACAUGACCUUCAGACAUUGAGGAAAGGAUUUAGUGGUACAGAACUUAUAGCCUGGAUUCUCGAUAAUCAACAUCUUUUCCAUAGCUUUGAUGUAGCACUAUCAGAGAAGGGAACCACAUUUACAAGACAAACUGCAAUUGUUAUAGCACAGAGAUUUUUAGACUGGAACCUGAUUGCAGAUGUAGAAGGAGAAACAGUCAGGGGAAGGUCAAGUCCAAGUGGAAGUUUAACAGAGGUUGGGUAUCCUUUCAUGACUGUGGAUCAUGUUGACUGUGGACUGUCAGGAUUAAGUGAACGCCCUUUCUCUAGGGUUAGUAAUGACAGCACUCCUAGGGCAACACCUAAACCUACCCUCAGGGCUACACUGAGGGCUUUUUCACGGCAGUCAGGUUUCAAAUCAACCACUCCUGGUAUCAGAGGUAUUGAAAAGUCACAGAUUAUUAGUUCAGAAAGGUCACAGAGAACAAAUGACUCAGAUAGAAAUUCUAAAAUUGAAAGGUCUAACAAUGAAGCAGUGUCGUCUGGGAAGCAUGCAGGCAAUUCUGGGAUUAUAAGUAAACAAAAAACAAGUGAAAGUAGCGAAGAGAGUGAAAGUAGAGGAAACGCUUAUGGUACAGAGGAAAAUGAUCUUCUAGAUUCAUUUGGACCUGGCUCAAUUGACAGUGACUUAAAUCAAGGAUUUCAACAUUCAAUCCCACACUCACAAGUUUCGCAUGACUUUGACCCAUAUUAUAUGCGUGAAACACCUUUAUCCUUAACAUCAGCAAUGUCAGUUGAUUCAAGAAAUGCUAUCUUUUUUGAAUCAAGUGAUAACUUUUACUAUGUGUGUCCAUAUAUUGGAGAUGAGCAAGAUCCUACAUGGUCAAAUUAUGAGUUAUUCCAUUUGGUAGAGGAGUGUUUUCAGAAGAAGGUCACUGCAGACUAUAUAUUGAGAAUAAUUUACAGCAGACGGAAAAAUGAUCCAAAGGCGAGAACAUUUCUUAAGUCUUCACCUGUUGAUAUGAUUGAGAAAAUCCGAUUUGGGACUUCACAGGAAGAAAUACCACGAUGUGUUAGUAGUUAGAGAGGUUUUUUACAAUGAAAUCAGUUGUAUGAGUCACGGAUUUUAAAAUUUAUGAAAGAUUUGGAAAAAAAAAUAUACAUGUGAAUUCCUUUUUAGCUCAAUUACAUAAGAAACUAAAAUUGUUUUUACUCUAUUUCAUUUUUUUAUGGACAUUUUGAGGAAUUUUGUUUGCUUUUCUAGAAAAAAUGUUUGCACAGUGUUAUAAUUAAAUGAUUGUAAGACUGCAAAUGGGUAAAACUGUGUUUAACAAAUUUUUUUUUUUUUAGAAAAUUGACCAUGAAAGCUACUGCCUAGAAAUUGUUUAUACCUUUAUAUUAUGAGUGUAGCUGUUAAACUACUUAUUUUAUGAUAGAUGAUAUUUAGCAUAAAUAUAUGUAUCUUGAUGAAAGUUAACAUAAUUUCUUAAUUUUAUGAUCUGAUUAUCAUGUUUUGGCAUUGAAUUGUUUAAUUACUGGAAAAUAAAUUUUUCUGCAUUCUUUUAGACCGAGAUAUAAGUAAGUUUCUUUUCUAAAUAAUUUUGAUGUUUAAUUACAACAUGACUUUUUAGUAAACUGUUUUAUGUAUAUUUCACAUACCUUACAAUCCUGAUUUAACGCCCCCGGGGGCAUAACAUUUUUCAAAAGGGAGGCGUUUAAUAAAGAUAAAAAAGAGAGUCUCUCUUCAAACAAUGUAAAAAAAUCCACAAAAAAAUCAUCAUCCUGUCAACCCAUGAUACCUUUGAUCUACACCGUGAGCUCUAUCUAAUUUUCCUCCUGAAAAUUCCCCCAAAUCCUGCUUGCAGUAAUGUUGACACCUUUGAUCUUGCUGACAAGCUUCAUUUUCUUUUAUUUUCUUUGUUUAAAUAAUACACAUGUUUUCAAAAGUGGGUGGGGGGCGUUAAAUCAGGAUUUUACGGUAAUUGUGUUUAGUGUUUUAAUGUUAUUCUGUUUGGGUUCAUACAAAAUGAUAUCUUAGAUGAGUAAAAUACAUAUCACAAUGUUUAUCAAAUCACACUGAGAUUUAAGCCACCUUCACAUAAAGGCCACAUGCUGAAAAUCAAAGAAAGUAGAUUUUUUUGGACAUCUUUGACCAACCAGAAUGUACUUACACAAUAUCAAUAUCCUAACAGCAGCAUUGUCAACUGAAUUGAAAAUUUAAGUUUUCGUUGAAUUUGGUUGCGAGAGACAAUGAAAGGUUUCUCAUGGUUACUAGAAUCAGCUGAAGCGUAAAUGUUAGACCACGUUUUUUUUUUUCAAUGGUGGUUCAGGGUGGUUUGUAUAUUAUUAUGCUAUUUAUUAUAUAUUAUUAUAUUAUUUUUAUAAACUAGACAUUUUUUAGACUGUGAUAAUAUUAUACAUAUGUGUGCAUGUGUGUGUGUGGAGAUAUAUAAUUCAUGUUAAAUUAUUUGUUAAGUUUUGUAUUUACAUAAAAUAAAUCAUUAAUAUUGAAAUAUUACAUAUCUAGCUUGACUAUUUAAGGAAUAGGGAGAGCUAUUGUACUCACCUAGGUGUCAGUGUUACACUUUGGUUAAGAUUUUGCAUGCAAGUUGGAAUCUCCAAACGUACUGAGGGGAAUGGGUAGAAACUUCACAAACUUAGUCAAGGAGGUCACUAUCUAAGACCUAUAACUCUAUCUUGGAUUGUGAAUGAAUUAUGGCCUUUUUGAACUUAGAAAAAUCUUUUUUUUUUCAGGCUAUCAAGCAUUAUUAGAAUAGUUGAGCAUGCUGCCCUACCAACAGCUCUUUUAUAAAUAACAUUCUUAGAAUAAUCAAUAGUGUAUAUGAACUCCUAAUUACUUGACAUGUUUGAUCCAAAUAAAGAAAUGCAGUUCUUUCAUGGUAUAUUUUUAUCAUUGAACUAGUAAACAUGUGAAUUUUAACCUGAGCAUUUUUAGUCCCCUACCGGUUUAACCGGAGGGGACUUUAGGUUUACCCUCCGUCCAUCUGUCUGUCCGUCCGUCUGUCAGUCUGUCUGUCAGUCCGUCAGUCCACAAAACUGGAUCCCGCGAUAACGCAAAAAGUACUGAAAAUAUUUUUAUGAAACUUGAUAUAUGGAUAGAUGGCAGUAUGGAGAUUAUGCACGUCUUUUUUUUUUCUUCCUAUGUUGAAAAUUCUGGUUGCCAUGGCAACAAAUAGUCUGAAAAUAUGGCAAAUCUAACACAUAAACUGGAUCCAGUGAUAACUCAAAAAGUACUGAAAAUAUUUUUAUGAAACUUGAAAUAUGGGUAGAUGGCAGUCUGGAGAUUAUGCACAUCCUUUUCUUUUCUUCCUAUGUUGAAAAUUCUGGUUGCUAUGGCAACAAAUAGCCUGAAUUUCAAGAUUUCCGUU